AUGCAUGGGUACCAAAUUGCAGAUCUUAUGACGCGCGUGGAAUUUCUUCUUCAACCACCUAUUCAAUGUGACUUGAACGCCAAAGAUCGAGCUGGUAUCACUCCUCUACAUUUGGCAGCUGCUAUUUCUGAUGUCAAUGCAUCGAUACUCGUCAAUGCCGGGGCUGAUGUACGGGCUAAGGAUUUCCAAGGGAGAACACCACUGCAUUUCGCAGCAGAGGCGGGUCAAAGCAAUGCUUUGGGUUUUCUUAUCGAGAUUUACGAAGAAAGCUCGUUUGAUAUCGAUUACCGGACGCUGAAAGGACGUACUGCUUUGCAUUAUGCAUGUCGAUCUGGUGUUGCUGAGUGUGUACAGCUGUUACUGAAUGCAGGAGCGAACGUAAACAUCGCAGAUGAACGACAUCGAACGCCCUUGCAUGCAGCAGCAGAGGUAGAGUAUGAGCUAGAUGCCAGGAAACUUGAACGCACUUAUGAUUCUACCCCUUCACACGUGGAAAAGAGUCCUGAUCCUUACCAGAAGAGACAGAGAAAAGACGCUAUUCAGAAACUGAAGCAUGUGGUUGAAAAUGAGGCCUCGAACAAAUCUAUUCGUCGGGUUGUUCAAUUACUUCUGGCCGCCGGUGCAGACUCAACCAGUGUUGAUGAGGAUGGCCAUUAUCCUAUAGACGUGGCAACAAUGUUAGGUUGUGCUGAUAUUGUUGAUGAACUAGGAUAUCACACGUCAAGUCAAAAUCCCACUGCGUUCGAUCCAUCUUUAGGGAUUCUAUUGGCUCUCAGCGAGUCAUCCCCUGAGGCAGCAGCAGAGAGCAUUUUAUUGCCUGAAGAUCAUGAGCAGUUUCUCAAAAGGCUCCUCUCAACAGGCAAUCGAUCUUUAAUUGGCAGAUUACUCGCUUCAAAGCGAUUGAGGCUUACUGGAGACGAGGGAAAAUCGGCACUAGGUUUGGCUGCUCGCUCGGGUUGGACUUCUGUUAUGAUGCAACUGCUUCCACACGUUGGAGAUCUACCCGAAUUACUUCCAUUCCUCAUCAAAAAUGCUACAGACCGAGAACUGUGCAAUAUCUCAAUGAUCAAGUACCUCGCAGAAUUCGUCCCAGAUGUCCUGGAUAAAGAGUGUUUUACAAAUUCCUUGAAUACAUUGGCAAGAGGAUCGCGUUGGUGGCACUCUCAUGGCCUCUCCACGCUUUUGCAAGCCGGAGCAGCACCAAACGGACCAGAGGACAGAUAUUCUCACGAAAAACCUCUCCAUUCUUCAUUGUUCGCAAGGCACACAUGCUGUUGGCGUGAUUCCACAACCAAGAUCCUUCUCGAGUUCGGUGCCGAUCCUAAGUCUGUUACUAAAUCCGUCCACGAGAAUUCCCCACUCAACAUUGCUAUUAGCAGAGAACGGUCAAUCGAGAUUAUUGACCUUCUCAUAAAAAAAGGGAGUUCAUUGUCGGAGGACUCUGUGUCCGGACCACCAUUAAUUUCUGCAGUCUCCAGUAAGCGAGAUGAUGUCUUGGAGUACCUUCUGAAAGCAGGCGCGAACCCAAACGGAACAAGCAAACACAACCCCCCUAGUAAGCGCGUUGAACCCAAAGGCAAGCGACGCAGCUUUGUCCAUUCUUAUUCAGUAUGGCGCCAAUCCACUUUGUCCGAUUUACGACAAUACGUCCACUGUAUUUCAUGA
Messenger RNA from Penicillium manginii, 1665 nucleotides. RefSeq names its product ankyrin repeat domain-containing protein. Bases 1 to 1665 code for a protein of 554 amino acids. Gene Ontology annotation, biological process: regulation of barbed-end actin filament capping. The transcript has a single exon. Lineage: Eukaryota; Fungi; Ascomycota; Eurotiomycetes; Eurotiales; Aspergillaceae. Gene Ontology annotation, cellular component: cytoplasm; nucleus. The record is from RefSeq and is a predicted model, not a curated record. Gene Ontology annotation, molecular function: protein binding.